This is a messenger RNA of Pseudophryne corroboree (corroboree frog), 5241 nucleotides long. It is a transcript of the gene MOB3C, whose product is annotated as MOB kinase activator 3C. Bases 208 to 858 code for a protein of 216 amino acids. Gene Ontology annotation, cellular component: cytoplasm. The transcript has 4 exons. NCBI's taxonomy places the organism in Eukaryota, Metazoa, Chordata, Amphibia, Anura, Myobatrachidae. The record is from RefSeq and is a predicted model, not a curated record.
ACUUGGAGAGAGAAUCAGGAUGUGACAUCACUUGCAGGAAAAAAAAGAACAGUUCUUGAAAGCAAACUUCAUAAAGUAUCUCCGUGUGACAGGAGCUGGGAGGAUUCUCUGCAUCUCCUAAAUGUUGUCUGACACAUCCCGAGGACCCCGGAGUGAGGACCUCCACCACCCAACAUCUGUCUGCUGAUCCUCAGCCCCCUGGAGACUAUGGCACUAUGCCUUACGCAGGUAUUCAAUAAAGACAGAACUUUUCGUCCGAGGAAGAGGUUUGAGCCGGGGACCCAGCGCUUUGAGCUGUACAAAAAGGCUCAGGCGUCCCUGAAAUCAGGCCUGGACCUGAAGACGGUGGUCCAGCUGCCACCUGGGGAGAACAUCAAUGACUGGAUAGCUGUUCAUGUUGUGGACUUUUUCAAUAGGAUUAACCUGAUCUAUGGAACCAUGUCUGAGUUCUGCACAGAAAGGAGCUGCCCCGUCAUGUCUGGGGGGCUGAGAUAUGAAUACAGGUGGCAAGAUGAGCACAAGUUUAAGAAGCCCACCAAGGUGUCUGCUCCACUGUACAUGAACAUGCUGAUGGAGUGGAUUGAAACCUUGAUAAACAAUGAGGACAUAUUUCCAACCAGAAUGGGGGUCCCUUUUCCAAAGAACUUCCAGCAAGUCUGCAACAAGAUCCUGACCCGGCUUUUCCGGGUGUUUGUCCAUGUGUACAUUCAUCACUUUGAUGGGAUCAUAAGUGUGGGAGCCGAAGCCCAUGUCAACACCUGCUAUAAGCAUUUCUACUACUUCAUCACAGAGUUCAGCCUGGUAAAUCACCGGGAGCUGCAGCCGCUGAGAGAAAUGACUGAGAGAAUCUGCCACUGACACGGACCCAGAUCUCCUCUUUUAAUGUGACCGAUCCAUUCAAUGUGAAUCCCAUAAGAGCCUCAAUAUUACUGAUUCAUGGAACUUGCAGCAACCAAAAUGAGGACCCAGUUUAUUUAUUAAAUAGUUCCCCCGUGAUCAGAUCACAGACUUUCACGGAAUUAAGACAUGAACAGCAUCAAUGCAAAACCCUGAUAAUGAAAGGGUGAAAUGAAGGCGGCAUGAAUGUCUGAUUGGAGCAACAGAUGGUGGGGGUCAUAUUUACUAAAACGAACAAGUAAUUACCCCUUCUAAUACUCCCUUACACUGUGAUGAAAGUAAAUGGUCCGGUGUAGAAUCCUAUUACCUGGCAUAGCCACAGAAAUGAUGUUAUGACUUAGUAUGGACUCCCAGCAUCCAGAAGCAAUGCCCUAUAGCCUGGGGUGCUCUUGUAGCAGGGAAAUCUGCAGUGGACGCUUACGUUCUUCUCUGUUAUUUACAUCAGAUCAUUUUAUCCUCCGGGAUCUGGAUAAAGUAGUGCGACAUCCAUUCUACAUACACUGGGCAGUGUUAAGAGUUGCACGUAUUUGGCACUUGUGACAUUUUGGAAAAGGCACAUACGUGAAUGGAGUACAGUACGGGGUGUGAUCUCGCGGGUAAAGCAUGCCCCCUUCAGAUGGCACUUGUUUUGCAAUACACAGAUCUUGAAAUUCAUAAACUGAGUGCAGGUUUGGAAGCUGAUGGUGACUAUUGACGCAUCUUUUCUCUGGUCACUUCUAUAGUCUAUAGAUAUAACAGCUGUGCAAUUCUACAACAGAUGUGGAACCACACGUCUACACAAAAGGGGCAUCAAAGUAAGGCCCAUAGUCCAAAUGAUUUACUUCUCAUAGAUACAGGAGGUAACAUUCCUGGAUUGUGCCAGUGCCCUGAUGAAAGAAAUGUGCUCUUUCGUCAAGGCUAGUGCUUUCGGGUAUGGGUCGACCCAACUUAGGUCGACAAUCAUUAGGUUGACCACUGAAGGUCGACAUUGCCAUUAGGUCGACAUGGGCAUUAGGUCGACAGGUUAAAAGGUCGACAUGAGGUUUCUGACUGUUUUUGGUGUUGUUUUCUCCGUAAAGUGACGGGGAACCCAAAUUAGUGCACCGUGUCCCCUCGCAUGGCUACCGUUCCAAUCGUAGUCCACGUGGAUCGUUAAGUAUGAAAAAAUCCAAAAAAUGAAGAAAAAAAAUGUGAAAAACUCAUGUCGACCUUUUGACCUGUCGACCUAACGACCACGUCAACCUAAUGAGUGUCGACCUAACGACUGUAACCCGUGCUUUCAUAGGGCCUUAUAGUGUGUACACACGGUGGGAUUCCGGCUAUGCCUGAUUCUCACGGUGCGACAGGGACUGUGGUCGGUAUCGUAAGCCUAGAUGACCGUGCUUGUAAUACUGGCUAUGUGUGAUUUUGGCUAAAGCUAGGUACACACUAUACAAUUAUUGGUCCGAUUUGCCAAUAAUUGGGACAUCGGCCUGAUUUAUUGUAUAGGGUGUUCGAACGAUCGUGUUGGCGUUUCGAUGAUAAUUCGGGAAAAUCUUGCACACACCCGAAUGAUCGAUUUUCCGAUCAAUCGGCCGAGAACCAAAUUAUCUGCCACGAUCUCCUGAUAUGGAGCAGUGUGUGUAUGUUCUCAAUAAUCUGCCCAUAUUUCCUAUGGUUUCCGGUGACUAUGUCAUCCUCCAUGCGGGCGGACAUAUGCAAAUGCGGUGUGAUGUGUAGCUCAGAUAUUGGUGCCUACAAUUUCCUGAAAAAUCCAAUUGUCGGGCAGACCAGAAAAAAAUCUGACAGUGUGUAAGUAGUUUUAGUGUCAAUUUUGACUAUACUUUUAUACUAGAUAGUCAAAAUUGACGUGCCUGCACAGUCUAUCUAGGCUUGUGAUACCGGCCUCGCAGGACCGCGCAUCGGCAUUGCGAUUGCAAGGUGACUUUCACCUUGCUAUCUGCAGUAACUUUCCUUGCGAGUUUGACUAUAUAGUCAAAAUCGCAAGUAAAAAUCUCACCGUGUGUACACACCUUUAGUGUGUGACACAUUUUGUGCUUUGAAGGUAGGCAUAGAGAUUCUGGCACAAAGAAACACUUAGUAACAAGUAUAUGUUGAGCCACGCGUUUCGCCAAGUACUGUAUGUCAAACUUUAAAGCCACAUUAUUGCUGUGCAGGCAUAAAAACUAUAAAUUAUUCUGCCAAGUAGUUUUUUAACCUGCCAUUCACCGGAUACCCCAGAGAAAAGACCAUGUGACUCAACCCACGACGGUGUCUGGAGUCCCAAUAAAUAGGCAAUGAUGCUGCUUUGAUUUAUCCUGCUGAGAUAGAGGCCCUCAUUCAGCUUGGAUUGCUAAUGUCCGAAAUUUGCGAACGGGUGGUUUUGGGACAUUUGCGCAUGCGCGGACCUUUACAGUACGUUGCAUUCCUGAAAAAUCUCUGGAAAAGGGGGAAGUUGUUCACUAAGGUGGGUCCAUCUAAAAAGUUAUUUUUCAUAGACACAAGAUCACUGCAGCCAUUAUGAACGCAGGCGUGGCAUUUAUUUAGCUGCAGGGUAUAACCCCCAGGCACACAUGCUAAUGUAUGUCUGUAUGUACAGGAUACUGAGAGUCUUUGAGGCACUCAGCUGAGGAUCCUCUAACAGUAACCGUAUUCCCAGAAUGCACCUUUUUUACUCCUCACUAUGAUAUGGGUAAGAUUUGCCUUACAUGCGGCUCUCCCUGUUUGUUUACUAUCCUAGCAUCACAGAACCCAGCUGGAUGGAUGUAGACCUUAGGUCAGGACAGUCUACAGUAACCCUAGAAUUUUACGCGGUGAUGGGAUUUCAUUGGUAGCAUAAUGUCUCAGCCAUUUUCUCAGUUGUUACAACGUAUUUCUUGUUAUAUCACAUAGCGCUAACAGUUUUUUCAGGGAUCUGGUCUCUAGGUCGACAGUAACUAGGUCGACCACUAUUGGUCAACAAAAACUAGUUUGACAGGGUCUCUAGGUCGACAUGUUCUAGGUUGACAGGUCAAAAGGUCGACAUGUUUUUCACAAUUUUUUUCUUUUUUUUACCUUUUUCAUACUUAACGAUCCACGCGGACUACGAAUGGGAAUAGUAACCUGUGUCGAACGCAGUGGAGCAAGGCACCUUGCCCAAAGCAUGGCGAGUGCUAACACGAGCGAACAUGGUGCACUAAUUGGGAUCCCCGGUCACUGUACGGAGAAAACAACACAAAACCCCCCCCCCAUAAAAAACCUCAUGUCGACCUUUUGACCUGUCGAUCUAGUUACUGUCGACCUUGCACACCACACCCGUUUUUUCAUAUGUGUAUUUAGCUCACUCACAAUAUAUGUGCAGCUACAAUUGUAUACUCAUAAACCAUUUUUCCUCUUAAGGGCCCCAUACACUAGGACUGUGGUUUCCAAACUUUUUUGAAUCACGGCGCCCUAGAAUAUCAGAAUUUUUUUCACGGCACCCCUAGGCCAAAAAUUUCUUAUUGAGAAAUUUAGAAAGAAAUAUUACAUUAAGUAGAUCGCGUUUAUAUGUCAUCCUUAGGGUCAGCUGUGUGGUGAGGGACAAGAUUUGCUUCUGUUUGGCCACACAUUUUAUGACUGGCAGCCACCAGCUCUGGUUCUGCCUAUUAUAUUGACCAUGAAUAAUUUGAAUUGGUCCUGGAACACCAACCCAGGGCACCCCUGCAAGUGUCCAGAGGUACCCCAGGGAGCCACGGCACACAGUUUAGGAACCUCUGCACUAGGACGAUAAUGCCCGAUUUCAUUCGAUUUCGGGCAUUUGGCCCGAUAUAUCGGAUGAAAUUGGGCAUUUGAGGCGUUUCCGAGCCGAUGCACGUUUUCCUGAGCAUCGGAUCCUCCAGAUUGAAUGUGCUGCACAUUCAAUCUGGUCCAACCCUACAGGCAUGGCUGGGAUCGUCCAGGAUCGUCCAAGAUAUAUUGUAUGCAAAAGGACAGCAUACGAUGUAUCUUGGGCGAUCCUGCCCCCCCGGGAGGCUGCCGGGGGUGCACAUUAUGACUUCUGUUGUCCUACAUGAGGAGGGAGAGAGUGGACGCAAAUAGACUCCCUCCCCACCCCCCAUCGUUCUGCCUUGGACCAACUAAAGCUUUUGUGUAACGGGAACAUCUGUAAAAUUUUGUUACAUUAUAUUUGUUUUAUUCCUUUGUAAAAUCUUCUGCAGUUUUCAGCAGUGAAGCUAGGGAAAAUGAGCCCACAAGCCAACAAAUAACUGCUAAAUAUUCCACUUUCUGAUUCUUUUUGUCUAAGCGUUGGUUCUCAUCCAAGCAGCUGACUCUGUUUCCUGUUUCACAACUUCUAUUUUGUCUAGAAGUACAUUUGUUUCAUUGUUUCUGCUAUUGUUAUAUUUUUACAUAUAAAAACCUCAAAAUGUC